UUCCUCUCUUUUCCUUAUAGUUAACAUUUUAUAAGAAAAGACUACUAUGAACCAUUCUUCAGUGAUUGACUUUGUUCUCGAAGGACUAACAAAACGCCCAGAGCUUCAGCUUCCACUGUUCCUCUUAUUUCUGGCAGUAUAUGUGAUAACAGUAGUGGGAAACUUGGGCAUGAUCCUCUUAAUUACCAUUAGUUCUCAACUUCACUCUCCAAUGUAUUAUUUUCUCAGUCAUUUAUCCUUCAUUGACCUCUGCUAUUCCUCUGUCAUUACCCCAAAGAUGUUGGUGAACUUUGUAUGUGAGAAGAACAUGAUCUCCUUUUGGGAGUGCAUGACUCAACUCUACUUCUUCCUCAUUUUUGUCAUUGCAGAAGGCUACCUGCUGACAGCCAUGGCCUAUGACCGCUAUGUUGCCAUCUGUAGCCCACUGCUUUAUAACAUUGUCAUGUCCCACAGGGUCUGUUCCAUAAUGAUGGCUGCAGUAUACUCACUGGGCUUCUUUGGGGCUACUGUCCAUACAACCUGUAUGACAAUGUUGUCCUUCUGUGGGUCUCAUGUUGUCAGCCACUAUUUUUGUGAUAUUCUACCUUUGUUGACUCUGUCUUGCUCCAGCACCCAUAUCAAUGAGGUACUACUGUUUAUUAUUGGUGGAAUUAAUACCCUUGCACCUACACUGGCUGUCAUCAUCUCUUAUGCUUUCAUUCUAACAAGCAUUCUCCGCAUCCGCUCCAAUGAAGGACGUUCCAAAGCAUUUGGCACCUGUAGCUCCCACAUUAUGGCUGUGGGCAUCUUCUUUGGGUCUAUAACUUUCAUGUAUUUCAAGCCACCUUCUAGCAAUAACAUGGAAGAGGAGAAAGUAUCUUCUGUGUUUUACACCACAGUGAUCCCAAUGCUAAAUCCCCUCAUAUACAGUCUGAGGAACAAGGAUGUAAAGAAUGCACUGAAAAAGGUGGUUGGGGGAAGGCAGUCAUCCUAACAAAUUCAGUGAACUAAUAAAUGAAACAUGAGACAUUCUCAUAAGUUCUUUGAAUGUUUAAUUUCC
Molecule: messenger RNA, 1039 nt
Organism: Arvicanthis niloticus (Nile rat)
Lineage: Eukaryota; Metazoa; Chordata; Mammalia; Rodentia; Muridae
Source: RefSeq, a predicted model, not a curated record